Betta splendens (Siamese fighting fish) is the source of this 7815-nucleotide messenger RNA. RefSeq names its product zinc finger protein 646 (gene znf646). Gene Ontology annotation, cellular component: nucleus. The transcript is spliced from 3 exons. The record is from RefSeq and is a predicted model, not a curated record. Gene Ontology annotation, molecular function: RNA polymerase II transcription regulatory region sequence-specific DNA binding; DNA-binding transcription factor activity, RNA polymerase II-specific. Gene Ontology annotation, biological process: regulation of transcription by RNA polymerase II. Bases 874 to 5397 code for a protein of 1507 amino acids. Lineage: Eukaryota; Metazoa; Chordata; Actinopteri; Anabantiformes; Osphronemidae.
CCCUUUACAUAAAUCUACAUUUUUAAAGUAAUGAAUGAAAAUGUGUCGUUCGGAGCUUUAUUGAAUAAGACCUGUCGCUGGUGUAUGUUUGUGACGCAUUUACUGACGUUAUUAAGCAUUUGAAACGACUUCUUGUCUUUUUGGUGCAAUGUUUGUUUAGCUAGCCACGAUGAUGCUAUCGGGUCCGCUAAAACUAGCGGUUAGAGCACUGUUGUGACAUAAAUGCCCUAAUGGGUGUUAUACGGUCCGUUCUUCUGUAUAAUCCAAAGAGGAAGAAUAUGCUUUUUAUAUUGUUAUUUGUAACGUAUUAGUAUUUGUUGUUGUUACCGUUAAUCUGGAGCAAGAGGCGUCUCCCGGUUUAUUGACAUAGCUAGCUCUGUUAGCCUGCUGGUGCAGAGAUGUAGCAAAGUAUGUCAGGCUCGACGAGUGAACUGUUAGUGAGUCUGUCUUCUGCGCUUGUGAACUGCUGUCGGGGAAGCAAAAUGAACAUAGAGUUUCUGGGUUUUCCGAAGAUAUAGCGUUGUUGAGUUUGACAGACUUACUUAGGCUUAAAAUAGUAACACGUUUACUGAAAUAGCAAAGGAAUAAGUGUGAGGUUGUACAAAACAAACGCAUUGGUAAAUGUGUAGUGUAGUUUAUCUGCAGGUUACUUUAGUUUAUACAUAAUGUGCAUGUUCAUAUAUAUUAUACUAAAAGUGUACAUUUCAUUUCUUCUGUCCUCAACAGCUCACAUUGCCUGCUUCUAACAAGUUAUUCUGAUAUCGCUCUAAAUAAAAUUUUUCUUUUUUUAUGGACAAGAAAACCAUCUAAUGCAUUACCCUCCUACAUUCUCAUCUCCCCAUCUGGUGCACUUUAUUCAGUUGUUACCUUGCGAUGGCAGUACAAGACCCUGGCAGGACUACAGGAUUUCUUUGCAAGGAGUGUGGCAUUGCCUGCCCAAAUAUGCCCAGGCUGCUCGAGCACAUGGAUACACACCUUCAACAAGACGGAGAACGCAAAUUUAAAUGUGAUGAAUGUGGACGUGGCUAUAGGCAUGCUGGAAGCCUAGCUAACCACAAAAAGACUCACACAGUGGGUUCUUUCCAAUGUAACAUAUGUGGUAAAGACAACUCCAAUGCUUUGGCCCUGAAGAGUCAUCUCCGGAGCCACACGUCGCCGAAGAAGUACUCCUGCGCAGAGUGUGGAAAAGCAUUUCGUCUGGCAUCACAGCUGGCUACGCAUGAGAGGGUACAUCUCGCCAAACGAGCAAAGGAGCAGUCCUACAGGAAGGUAGAUGUGGAUAAUGUCACACGUGAAACUAGACCUAAAAUUAAAAACAAUCACUCUCAAAACUUCAGUGGGCAUUUAGUCAAUGCAGGGACUUCUACUGAAUAUAGCCCAGCUGAGAUCAAGAUGGAGGAGGAUAUAUACAAUGCAAAAGCUGAGACGGCAUCAGACGAUGCAGCAAAUCGGCCUUUCAGAUGUGACUUGUGUGACAAAUCAUACAUACACCAUCGGAGCCUGGCCAAUCAUAAAAAGACUCACCAAGUGGGGAAGUUUGAGUGCACAGUAUGUUUAAAACUGUUUAAUAACAUGGCUGCCCUCUACAGCCACCAGAGAACUCACAAGGCCAGAAAUGGGCCAGACAACAGUUCACUGGGGGGGUUGUACACAGGGACUCCAAUAGACCAGUUUUCACCUCAGAAGCAGGAUGCUCAAGUAAAUUUUUGCCAUUUGUGUCAGGUACUAUUUCCCAAUGAUGAUGAGUUCCAGGAACACAUCCAAAUGCAUAACUCUGCAUCUCUGUCCUUCGGGCUUCAAGAUGCCUUGUCAGAGAACCAUAGUAUAUCGUACGAUGGUAGUAUUGCUUCACCGGAGUCAAAUCUUUAUUCACCUGUGAACAAUAUUCCUUCAGUAUCAACUGUAGAUAAUCAUCAAAGUUUUGAUCAGCCACAGGUGCAAAUGAGAGGAAACAGUCACAUAUAUUCAGUUUGCUCCAAUAGCCAACCCCCAUCUUCCAAUAGCACUCAGGGAGAACCCCCGAUUAUGGACGCAAGCAAUCUCAAUUCCUGCCUAACACACACACAGUACACAGACAAUGCAUCUGACAUGGCAGAGGAAACAGCUGUAGAUUCUGGUGAUCGUCCCUUCAAGUGUCAAACCUGUGGUAAAAGCUAUCGCCACUCUGGGAGCCUCAUUAACCACAAAAGGUCACAUCAGGUUGGAAUUUACCAGUGUUCCAUCUGUAGAAAAAGUUAUCCUCACCUGGCAGCCCUCAAAAGUCAUCUUCGCCUCCACAAAACUCAGCUGCCGUCUUUUAGCCCCAAGUCUGAGGGAGACUGGCUCUCCUCUGAGCCGCUUACUCUGGAUAACCAGCAGAGCUGCUUUUCCUCACACGAUGAAGAGGACAGCGCUCACCCUGUGCUUGGUAUUGAUCAGGAGAAUGGAGUAAAUCACAGCAAUGGACUGUUGUACCAUGAGCAUUUUAAUCAGGACUUCUCCCAGGAUAUGAGUGUGCAUCUACCUCACAAUGACCACCUGAUGCAGAGGCACAUGUGUGCAGACUGUGGUGAGACAUUUGCAGAUAUUCCAGGGAUUAAGUCUCACAAUUGUCCGCUGCUACAGCAGCAGCACGACACUACUAGCAAUGACUAUGACACUAAUGUAAACCUCCAGGACAGCAUCAGUCACUGUGCCCUUGGAAAUCCGGGAAGUAAUGUAGACUUUCACAGCGACCAAAAUUACUUUGACCAGAAUUUCCAUAACAGUCUAAAUGGUGACCAGGUAAAAGAUGGCACAGACAGUGAUGAUGCUGAAGAGGACGAUGACGAUGAUGACGGCGACCUUUACCAGUGCUCUAUAUGUGGCAACAGCUACACCAGCAUGAGGGCUCUCAGGAGCCACCUCCGAGGGCACACACAGUCUCACAGUACUCCUGCGAGCUCAGGGCCUUCUUCCUUGUCCUCCCACGAGACGGUGAAAGACGAUGAGGUGGGAGAGAUGAUGAUCUGUAGUACCUGUGGGGAGAGUUUUGCCAAUAGGCAGGACUUCAUCACACAUCAGCUUCUACACAAGAACCAGACAGGGCAUGAUUUACAGACGAGCAAUGAUGUAUCUGGUGAUAAGGAAGAGGCACAGAGCAACAUCUGUGGUAGCUGUGGCAUCUUCUGCACGAGCUACCAUCAUCUCGAGAACCACGGUUGCACAUCUGAGAAGAGCGAGGAGUUGCAGCAUAGUGAAGAGGAAAACUUAGUGAACGACAUCACCCAGCGUAAAGACACAAACCUCAUCAAAGAAAGCGAUUCUAAGGCUCGUCGGUACAAAUGUGAUCAGUGUGGGCGAUCGUACCGACAUGCCGGCUCUCUCCUCAACCACAAGAAGUCUCACAAAACAGGCGUGUUCCGAUGCCUCGUGUGCCAGAAGCGCUUCUACAACCUGUUGGCCCUCAAAAAUCAUCAGAGGUCUCACUUCGAUAUUAAAAGGCACACUUGUCAGGAGUGUGGGAAAGCCUUUAAAAUUCAGAAGCAACUGUUGAGCCACCUCAGAAGGCACAAAGAGAACCAAGCCAAAAUCCAGGAACUCAACAACCAGAUUCAGGCCCUCAUGCAGAUGAACGGGACUAAAUCAGGUUCAGGAAUGCAGUCUCCAAAUGCCAGUCUGGCUUUUACAUCCAGAGAAACAGAGACAGAAAAUCUGAAGUCUGAGACCCCAGUCAAAUCAGAGGAUACCGAUGACCAGCGGCCUUUCGCCUGUGACCAGUGUGGCCGUACCUAUCGCCAUGCUGGAAGCCUGGUCAACCAUCGAAAUUCCCAUAAAACAGGCCAAUAUUACUGUUCUGUUUGUAACAACACUUACUCUAAUCAACUAGCAAUGAAGAACCACUUGCGCACCCAUUUUGCAUAUAAGAAGCACUCUUGCCAAAACUGUGGAAAAGGCUUUAGAGGAAAGAAGCAGCUCUUGGCCCACAUUUGUGCCGACCUCCGAAAGGACAGAGCCUCAGGCAGGAGGAGCCUCAAAUCUAGAGUUUUUAAGUGUAAGGAAUGUAAACAGGCCUUUCUCUCUGCCGACCAACUGGACGCCCACACCUGUGACGGACCUUCAGGCAGCAGUGCUGCAAAAACAUCUCCAGUAAAAGAAGAGCGACCUUUCACGUGCAACAUCUGCAAUCGCAGCUAUCGCCACGCCGGCUCACUUCUGAACCACAAAAACACCCACAAGACGGGGCACUUCAGCUGCAACUUCUGCUCCAAGCCCUUCACUAACCCCAUGGCCCUGCGCAAUCACACGCGCAUCCACACGCAGAAGAAAAAGUACGUGUGCCUCACGUGCGGGAAGGCCUUCCGCCUCGCCAGUAUCCUGCACAACCACCAGAGGGUCCACAACCGAGCGGCGAGCCACUUUAGAUGCUCGGCCUGUGGGAAGAGCUUCCAGGGCAGGUCUGGUAUGAAGAGGCACCGCUGCUGCAGAGGUCAGGAGAACUCUGCAAGAGCUGGAGUGCAGCAGUCGGAGAGGGCAGACAAGUGCUUCACGUGUGACCUGUGUGGCCGCUCCUACCGCCAUGCUGGCUCCCUCCUCAACCAUAAAAAGACCCACUCUGAAAACCUGCUGCACUGUACUCUGUGUCUCCAAACGUUCCCCGAUCCCGUCAGUCUGCAGUUACACUCCCAGAUGCGGCGCCACUGCUGCCCCGACUGUGGUAAGACUUUCUGCCUGGUUGCACACCUGCAGAGCCACAUGGAGGUGCACUCAAAGGACAGGGCUGUGGUCUGCAGCAUAUGCCAGCAGAGCUUUCCCAACACAGCCAGCUACCAGCAGCAUCAUGACAUGCACCACAGGGCUCAGGGCCCAUAUCAGCCAGGGGUGGAUGAAGCUGCAGAUAACGACCUCCACUGGGACUCAGUAAAUCAGACUAUGAGGAUGAAUGGGCUGGAGAAGCCGGUCCCACCACCGUUGUCCCAUAUUCCAGAAAACAUCAGACAUUCACAGAAGAGUGACGACACUGCGGGCGCGGAAGAGAAAAGUCACGUGUGUGAGCACUGCGGCCGCACUUAUCGCCACGCCGGCUCCCUCCUCAACCAUAAGAACAGCCACAAGACGGGCUCCUUCUUCUGCUCUGUGUGCCAGAAAGAGUUCACCAACCUGAUGGCCCUCAAGAACCACAGGCGCAUUCACACGGAGCCCAAGCGCUACCAGUGCCUGGAGUGCGGAAAGGCAUUCCGUGUGUCCACUCAGCUCAUAUGUCACCGAAGGAUUCACACCAAAGAGAAGCCCUUCGUCUGUCUGCUGUGCAACAAGAGCUUUUCCAGCAAGUCCAACCUGCGGCACCAUCAGAAGAUGCACCAAAACACCCAGACCUAUGACUCCUUCAGCAUAGAUGCCGACUCCUUUAUGGACAUGGACAUGGGCUCCUUUCUUUGAAAUCAUACUCUAAGAAGAGGACAGGUGGUCCUUUGUUAUUUAUCCAUCUAUCAAUAAUUGUAAAACAGUUAGUUUUUUCAGAACUUGCUCCGUGGUCCUUGUAGAAGCACCUUUUGAAGACGCACAUCUCAUUACUGACUUCCAGUCUUAUCUCCACAGCAGAUGGCAACAUCGCUGAAAAGCCUCCAGAGAGUUUAUCUGGCAGCUUUCACCAAGGCUUGAAUGUUUUCCGCGAAUACACAGGAUCCCAGAAUACAGGUCAGGAGACGAAUCAGCUGCCGCUUAACCCUCAGUGACAAACCAACCAACCAAAGUGAACACAAAGGUGCAGCGCUGGUCCGUGUAGGAACGUCAACAGUGACAAGCUUUUGUAAGACAGUACUGUUCUAACAACUACUUCUCCUGUGCUACAGUAUGUAUUAUUGUGUUCAGUGCCUCUGUAAGUUCUUUAGGAAACAAAGUAUAAAUACACAAACUAUAUUUAUCUCAGAAUCACUUUUGUUAGCUUUGCUAUCAGUUCUGAACAACUGUUCAACUUUCUUUUGGGAUCUCACAUAGGGCAAACCUGUUAAAUACCUCUGGGUGUGCAAAGGUCAGUGGCAAAGUGGUUUACUGAAACUGUCAAGUAAAUAGUCGCACUGCUAAUAAUAUUCACAUUGAGUUACAUUGUAUGCUAAAAUGGAUGUAUUUAUUAAUUUAUUGCUGUUAUUUUAUGUAUAUAUAUCAUUAUAAAAAAAAAGUACAAGCUGUCUUCUGAAACCCAUGUAGCGUUUAAGGAAAUCCAUCACUCGAUUUGUAACUCAGUUUGUAGGUUGCACAGGUUAGAGCGAAUGAGCCAAGUUGGGUGACUGGCAGCACUCAGGGUCAACCUUCAAAAGGUCUGUACCUGACGUGUGACGCCCUGUCGUCAGUUUCUGAACUGAGCAUAAGACCUAGGUGAUGAUGGUUGUCAGUCUCUCCAGUGUUGAGGUGCAGCUCCACGUGCAGUGCAUGCUGUAAUCAGAAGCAUCAUCUACAUUGACGUGCCAGUGCCUCAAAUGUAAGUUGAUUGUAGCAGUUUAAUGUGAACUUGUUAUACUGUACAACGGUAUUUCCCCCUUUUUAACUCUAAUGACUCAGUCCACUCAGCCAUUAACGUUUAGAAAUUGAGUAUGCUGACAAACAAAAGUAUUGAAAACCAUAAGGUGAAAGUCACUUCUUUAGCUUCUGUCAAAUCACUUUGCAUAUGUAGUUUUUAACAAAAGGGUGAACAGAAUGCCUCGUUUCUAGGAAGCACAAAUAUUACCAAGACACAACAGAGCUGUGUAGGAGCACCCAGUUUCAUCUCAGCCUUCAGGUUCAUGAGUCACAUUUGUUCUGUGCAAAAUGUGCAAUUAUUGAUUCUUUGGAUUACUUUGGUCCUGUUGUCUAAUGUGCCUAUUGUUCCUUAGGUGGUUUCUUUCAACAAAUAAGAAAUCUAGCAAAAGUGAACACUUUUUUUAAUAAUCUUUUUUUUUGCCUUACUCAUUACGUUUCUCAUUGUAGUAUGUGCCACUGGUCAGAAGUAUGAAAUACCUCAUUGAAAGCCCUGCCUACCUAGCAACUGAUACUUAAUGCCUCAUACAAUUUAAUUGUAAAGAAACUGUAAGCAUAAAGGCUCCAGUAGUUAUCCAUGAUGAACCACAGAAUGGAGGAAGCAUUGUCUUUAGUUCGCAGAGGUUCCUUUCCUUCUUUUUGUUCUAUUUGCACAUAUGUAGUUGUAGCCUAAUGAGGACAGGCAGGAUUUAAUAAUGCAGCAGACAAGUUGUUUUGUGUGGGUUCGUCAUUAUUGUAUUAAAUGUGUCGGUCGGCUCCUCGGUAGCUGACCUCAGCUAGUUGGCAGGUCGUAGUAUUUAAGCAAUAUGCUGCAAGUUUCGUUUCACUGCAUGACCUGAGUGCGCGAUUCCAUUUACUCACACUAGCCUUGAAAAACCACAACGCCGCACCACGUCCUCUCCUGUUACCGGUGAUGCAUAUUGAUUUUGGUGUGUCAGAUUAUCGUGACACGUUCUUCUGCCUCUGUAGCGUUUAUGUAAAGCAACACGCGCACAUUUCAGGUAAAACUGCAAUUUGAUUUAUUGAUCCCAUUCACCGCCGGGUAGUUUUAUGUGUAAAUAUUAGACUCACAAUAUCAGAUGGAUCUCUGUAAACUCAUGGCAAGAUUUUCCUCAACAGGAGUAAACUGCUAGAUUAGCUAUUGUGUAAUAAAAUCCUUAUUCCACAUGUUCUGAUGUAUUGGAUUUUUAGUGCUAAGAAAUGUCUGGUCAGUAUUUAGUUCAUAUUUCUAUAACUAUUUUGUCACUGAAGCGUAGAUUUUUACUCAUGUUAGAGUUAGUUUAGAAUCUAAGGAGAUUAUUGACAAAACUAGUUUAAAUUAAUUAAACGACUUAUACAAGACGG